Molecule: messenger RNA, 1871 nt
Organism: Lepus europaeus (European hare)
Lineage: Eukaryota; Metazoa; Chordata; Mammalia; Lagomorpha; Leporidae
Product: cytochrome P450 4F3-like
Exons: 12
Coding region: 291-1871 (526 amino acids)
Molecular function (GO): monooxygenase activity; heme binding; iron ion binding
Source: RefSeq, a predicted model, not a curated record
CAUCCCACAGAUUUCCCUAGAGUAGGAGCCUGGACAAAAGCAAUCCAGGGUUGUCGGGAGAGGAGGCUGUUAGGGACAAGCUGGUUCUCUCUCUCUCUCUCUCUCUCUCUCUCUCUCUCUGUGUGUGUGUCUGUCUCUCUCUCUCACACACACACACACACACACCAUCUCCACUCUCUGUCUCUUAGCUUGGAUUGGCUGGAUCCCCAGCCCAGAGCCCUCCCUACCCUACUUCCUGCCUCUCUCCACUGCCCUGAGCCCCCUUGUUCCCUUUCCCACUGCCUUGCGGGAUGCUGCAGCUGAUCCAGUCCUGGCUGGGGUUGGGGCUGGGGCUUGAGGCAGUCUCCCCAUGGCUGCUCCUGCUACUGGUUGGUGCCUCCUUGCUCCUGGCCCGCAUCCUGACCUGGACUCACGCUUUCCAUAAAAUGUCUCGAACCCUCCGAAGUUUUCCAGAACCUCCCAGAUGGAACUGGUUCUUGGGGCAUCUGCACCUGGUCAACUCCACGGAAGAGGGCAUGAAGGAAGUGACCCAGCUGGUGAUCGCCUUUCCCCAAGGCUUUCUGAUCUGGAUGGGCCCCAUUAUGCCUCUCGUCAUGCUGUGCCACCCUGACGUCGUCCGACCUGUCCUGAAUGCCUCAGCUGCCAUUGCACCCAAGGACAGAGUAUUAUACAGAUUCCUGGAGCCAUGGCUGGGAGAUGGGCUUUUGCUGAGUGCCGGUGACAAGUGGAGCAGCCAUCGUCGCAUGCUGACGCCUGCCUUCCAUUUCAACAUCCUGAAGCCCUACAUGAAGAUUUUCAACAAGAGUGUAAAUGUUAUGCAUGCUAAGUGGCAGCGCCUGGCCUCGGAGGGCAGUGCCCGUCUGGACAUGUUUGAGCACAUCAGCCUCAUGACCCUGGACAGCCUGCAGAGAUGCGUCUUCAGCUUUGACAGCAAUUGUCAGGAGAAGCCCAGUGAGUACAUUGCCGCCAUCUUGGAGCUCAGUGCCCUUGUAGUCAAAAGACACCAGCAAAUCCUCCUGCACACAGACCUCCUGUACUACCUCACCUGCAAUGGGCAACGCUUCCGCAGGGCCUGCCACUUGGUGCAUGAUUUCACCGAUGCCAUCAUCCAGGAGCGGCGUCACACACUCCCUAAUCUGGGGAUUGAUGAGGUCCUCAACGCCAAGGCCAAGAACAAGACUUUGGACUUCAUUGAUGUGCUCCUGCUGACCAAGGAUGAAGAUGGAAGGCAUUUGUCAGAUGAGGACAUACGGGCAGAGGCUGAUACCUUCAUGUUUGAGGGCCAUGACACCACGGCCAGUGGUCUCUCCUGGGUCCUGUACAACCUCGCACAGCACCCAGAAUACCAAGAGCGCUGCCGGCAGGAGGUGCAGGAGCUGCUGAGAGACCGGGAAUUUAAAGAGAUUGAGUGGGAUGACCUGGCCCAGCUGCCCUUCCUCACCAUGUGCAUCAAGGAGAGCCUGCGGCUGCACCCCCCGGUCACAGUCAUCUCCCGCUGCUGCACCCAGGACGUGGCGCUCCCGGACGGCCGGGUCAUCCCCAAAGGCGUCAUCUGUGUUAUCAGCAUUUUCGGGAUCCAUCACAACCCAGCUGUGUGGCCGGACCCUGAGGUCUAUGACCCCUCCCGCUUCGAGCCAGAGAAGGUCAAGGACAGGUCGCCGCUGGCUUUCAUCCCCUUCUCAGCUGGGCCCAGGAACUGCAUCGGGCAGUCCUUCGCCAUGGCCGAGAUGAAGGUGGCACUGGCGCUCACCCUGCUGCGCUUCCGCGUCCUGCCCGACGGCACCAAGCCACGCAGGAAGCCGGAGCUGAUCCUGCGCGCCGAGGACGGCCUCUGGCUGCGGGUGGAGCCGCUGAGCGCAGGCCCACAAUGA